Xenia sp. Carnegie-2017 is the source of this 1287-nucleotide messenger RNA. RefSeq names its product sphingosine 1-phosphate receptor 3-like. The coding region runs from base 201 to 1082 and encodes 293 amino acids. The record is from RefSeq and is a predicted model, not a curated record. Gene Ontology annotation, cellular component: membrane. Gene Ontology annotation, biological process: G protein-coupled receptor signaling pathway. Lineage: Eukaryota; Metazoa; Cnidaria; Anthozoa; Malacalcyonacea; Xeniidae. The transcript is spliced from 2 exons. Gene Ontology annotation, molecular function: G protein-coupled receptor activity.
GACGAUAAGACAUAACAUUAUGAUGGUCAAGUUAUUUCUUUGGAUCUUUUCUUACAUUACUCAUUACAUUUUUUGCUAGCAAUUAAUUCCACCGGCAAGUCUUCGUUUGGUCAAGUUAGCCAGAACGUGGCAGUAAUGAACGUCACAGUAAACAAAACAAAUUCAUAUGGUCAUAUGGUCAUGAGGAAACAAUCGCAUCAAUGGCAAUGUCAAUGAUGGGUGUGGUAAGCAACAGUCUUCUUAUCAUUGUUAUUCUGGUGGAUCCUCUUCAUAUUAUAAGACGAGGACCAUGGAUAACUAUUCUUAGCUUAGCCUCAGCCGAUUUUAUUGCUUCUCUUUCAAAGUUCUUGACACUUGGAUUAGCAGUGGAGUUUGGUAUGGAAGUGUCAAGUGAAAUCAAGUUUGCUUGUUCAUACAUGUGGAUGCUUGGAGCGGCAGGCUCAUUUUUUCACUUGACAUCACUUACAUGGCAAACCCUUGCCACUGGUAAAUAUUCUAUACGUAGUCGACAGAUGUUAUCUACGAAGAAAGUUAUCAUCCUAUGCAUAACAAUGUGGUUUGUGGCCAGUUGCAUUGCUUUAGGAGAAAUUUCACAUGAAAUUUUCGAUAUUUCGUUCGAGCGGGCGAUGCAUAUCUAUAUAAAGGAAUAUGCCGUUUUAGAAUUUGCUGUUUUCCUCCAAAUUAUCAUGAAGUGUUUUAUCAUCAAGGAAGUAAUGCUAAGUCGACGAAAUGCAAAUAUUAAUGGGAAACAACAGAACAGUAAACACCUCGAAAUUGCAAAGACAAUCGUCAUUCUGAAUAUAGUUUUAUUUGUAACUGCCUUUCCAUAUUUUGUCGCCAAACAAGUGGAAUUCAUCGAGAGAUUAGGGAAAAUACAGAGCAGCUAUGCUCGACAUUUUGCAGAGCACUAUGAACCAGUUGCUUUGUUGAAUUUUGCUCUCAAUCCAAUCUUAUACGCACUUAGGCUUGAGCAUUAUCACGAUAGUCUUAAAUCCUUUUUUAGAUGUUUUCGAAAUUCGAAAUCUAAUCUCAAUUCUCGGAACUAUACAUCUGUUUCUAGAAAAAACGCAGCAGAUGUGUAAAUACAAUGCAAGAUGGCCCAUGGUAGCGACUUUUUUGGUAAACUGCAAUAAUUGGCCAUUGAUUCUUCAUUCAACAUUUAUAAACUAGUGUGACAAAGCUGCACGAUAUCUACUUGUUAAGUAUUUAACAGUAGAGAAUACAUGUAGAUAAAAAGAAAUUCCUCAAAGAUGCUUCCACAAAGAUAUAAAUUGUUGUGGCACGUAA